Messenger RNA from Biomphalaria glabrata, 14604 nucleotides. Its product is annotated as neuron navigator 3-like. Gene Ontology annotation, molecular function: protein binding; ATP binding; ATP hydrolysis activity. Lineage: Eukaryota; Metazoa; Mollusca; Gastropoda; Planorbidae. Bases 299 to 8740 code for a protein of 2813 amino acids. Gene Ontology annotation, biological process: nervous system development; neurogenesis. The transcript has 31 exons. The record is from RefSeq and is a predicted model, not a curated record.
UAGUGGUGAUUACGUUUCAGUAUUGUGUGCAUUAUUAAGCUUGAGUUACUAUUAAUCUCUCUGAUGGGAGACAUUUUGAUGUGUAACUUUAGCUAUGAAAAGCCUAGAAUAAACUAUUGAUUCUUCGAGAUGGCUUACACGAGAUAAUUGCACUAGAUGAAAACAAAAUGUAAUUAGAUAUCUUAUAAAACACGUGGGCUGAUAAGAAAUAGUGUCAAAUAGCGUCUUUCUUGGAUCACAUAAUGGAUUGGAGAGAUUUGACAUACUAUGCUGCUGAUGUAACAAUGCAUUCGAUUGGAUGAAAUCGCCGACGAGGAUUAAUGAGACCGUCCGGAACCAGCCGAGAUUGAGUAUGGCUAACUGCACAGUGGUGCCCGCCAGGUCGACAAGGAUACCAGUGGCGUCGACCACAGGCAAAGGCGCGUCACCGUCUCCAGUGAGAGCGGCGCACAAGGGGGAUAGGAAGUCGAUGCACACGGUGAUCGCUGUCACGCCGAAAAAGUGCAUCGACGCGAACAGUAACCGGAACCUGGCGUCUACAGCGGAGAUUAUUCCGCCGUGCAAGACCGACCCGAGCAGGGAAGAGUGGGAGAACAAGGAUAACGAUGAGGCUGCGCGAAGUGGUGAGGAAUACGGCGUGGAAAACUCUGAGGAGAACCGCAAGAGAAGCAACGUGGGCAUCGAGCUGAUCUCCCUGGAGAAGUCCAUUCACAAAUCCCUAGAGAAGUCCAUUAACAAAUCCCUGGAGAGGUCGCUCGAAAGCCAGGCGUCCUUACAGUCUUCGACGCAUUCUUCCUCCUCUCUGUCCACUGUGGCGACAACGUCCUCUUCCUCCCAGUCAUCGGCAUACUCGUCCUCAAACACUGACCGCCACUGGGCGGCUGGGCGCCACCUCAACCAGAGCACCAGCAGUGAGAGCAGCAGCAGCCCCGGUGCGGGAGGGGCGACGUUCGAUAGCAGCGCCAGCAGCUGCAGCACCACCAACACCGCCACGGAUAGCACGGCGGUGGCCGCCAUUGUGGAUAACGUCGUGGGCGGCGUCAAGAUCUUACCGAGUGGGAGCAAUGGAUUAACUGCUCAAAUCGCUGAGGGAAAAUCAAAAGUCGGAAUCUACACGGACUGGGCCAAUCACUACCUGGACAAGGCCCGCAACAAGCGGCAUAUCGUUGACCUACAGAAUGAUGUGGCGGACGGUGUGUUGCUGGCCGAGGUGAUAGAAGCAGUCACCGGUGAGAAGAUCAAAGACAUACGACCGAAACCAAAGAACUCGGCUCAAAUGGUUGAAAACAUCAACACAAGUUUGACCUUCUUGGCCGGUCUAGGAGUCAGCGUAGAGGGAGUGAGCGCCAAAGAUAUCAAAGAUGGCAACCUCAAAUCUAUACUAGGGCUCUUCUUUAGCCUGUCACGGUACAAACAACAUCAAAAGACUUUACAACAGCAGAAGCAGCAGCAGCAACAGCAGCAACAGAAGCUGCACCAGAGACAGCCAGGGGAACAACAGCAACUACAGCAGCAGCCGCGCGUCACAGUGCCUUUAUCAGCGCCAUCUGGCGACAGCAAUAUCAAUGCCAGCGGAAGUGGCUCCGCGCCGCCCGGAAGUAAAAUUUUGGCCAACGGCGGUGAGACGACAUCAAGCAGACUUCCCUCCCCGUUCAAACAGACCGGUAAACCUACAGCCCCUUUAGCAGUCCAGACAUCUCCGGCGCCUUCAUCGUCCGCGCCGCCCUCCUCGUCCACAUCAGCGUCCCUCCCGGCGCCCUCCAAGGACAAUGUCAACCUGGGCGGAGGCGGCGCCCUCAUAACACGAAGCGGAAGCGGCAGGUCCGGGUGCCCGGCCACAGGCUCUGCUGAGAAAGGGCGGCUGCACCAGAACCAGCAGCCACAGGGAGCACUCUCCCUUGGCGCGGAUAAUCAAAUAACUUGUGGGAUUACUAAUAACAACAACAACAGCAACCAAAAUUCCAAUGCAGGGUCUUCGUCUUUGAUCCCGUUACGGUCUGGUAAUUCCAACACUGGCGGGUCAGUUCGUGCCACAUCACCUGCUGCCCAACCCUCAGGCAUCCCCACGCCGAUCGGCCGGGGCAUCCCCACAUCUCGGAGCCAGACCCUCGCGGACAAGCAGUCGAACCGGACCAGCGCGGGCUCCACCACAUCGACCUCCUCGUCCAAGAGUAACAACUCUUCCAAGCCGCCGUCCAGCAACAAAAAUUCAAUGUUGGACAAGUUCAAAUUCUUCAAGGACAAAGACAAGGACAAGGAGAAAGACAAAAACAAAGGGGUGGUGAAGAGCACGUCCAAGAACAGCAGCACCAGCACCAGCACCACCAGCAGUAGCUCCAGAAGUGACAGUGACUCCAGAACGAGCAGUGAUCCCUCAAAGUCCUCGUCUUUUACCAGUAGCCAGAGUUCCAGCUCUGGGGAUCAGGGCGUACCCAACUUGCUUGGUGCCGCCUGUGCUUCACCUGCCAGCAAUCCAGGCACGCCUUCUAAAAGCUCGAGCAAGUCGGGAAAAAAGUCCUUGGUGAAAGCUUUCAGUUCUAAAAAAGAGGCACCAGACACAGUUCCUCCUCCUAUACCUAGUGCUGUAGGGUUAGGACCUCCAACAGGUGGUCCUUAUCCUCAACAGACACAGGCAAGUAAUGGGUCACAGAAGAACGUGUCUCCUGGUCAAAGUAGGAAGUCUGGAUCAAAAUCAGAAAGAUCAGAGUCUCGUCAGCCUCAGCCUGAUCCUAGGCUAGCGACCGCCAGUCCUACGCCAUCGAAGAAAGCUUCUAAACUAGGGAGUCUUACGGGUAUUCCCAAAACUCAGUCAUCAACAUCAUCUAGUAAAUCCUCCAAAGGCUCAUCACCAUCUGCCACAGUUGCGAUUCCACUAUCUACAUCGUUAUCAUCAAUUCCGGCAUCUUCUGGGAUCCCUAAGCCCAGUAAGUCGUCAGGAAAGCUCUCGAAAGAGGACAAAGCUCGAGCUGCAGCUGCAAGCAAAGAAUAUAACAAAACUCUUUACAAAGAUUUACCUGGAGUAAAUGUGCCAAAGACAUUCGGUUCUAGCUCCAGCUCCAAAUCAUCGUCACUUUCAUCCUCCCAAAUGCAACAACUUCAACAGCAACAACAACAGCAAAUACCACAACAGCAACUUCAACAACAAGCAUAUCAGCAAUCUCAGCAGCAGCAGGCGUAUCAACAGCAGCAGGCCUAUCACAUGAGGCAACAGCAUUAUUCCCAACAGGCUGCAUACGCCAUGCAGCAACAGCAGCAGCAGCAAUAUCAGGGAUACCAACAGCAUUAUCCAGGCAUGAGCCAGGGGUCAUCCAUUUCUGAAAGCCCUUACAGUUUGUCUCAUGGAUACACUCCACCUUACGCGCACAAUCCUGGCUAUGCCACACCAACUCGUGUUCCAACUAGUCCUCUGGUACAAAACGUCCACCCAAGGGUGAACAUCCAGAACGUAGAGCGCCUCCAGCAGCAACAACAACAGCAGCAGCAAAACCAAUCUGUUGAGCAGACCAGUGCCUUUAUACCGUCCCAAUCUAGAGGAAUGAACCAAGCAUCCCAUUACGUGCCAGUCACCAUCCCUGCCGUCAAUAUGGAUACGCAUCCGGCAAAUGCUUCAUCCUCAGGAAGAUCGAUGAAACAGACUCUUCCCCAAAGCCCGAUGAUGAGUCCCAAUUUGAGCCGACACAACCCGUCGGUCAAUGUAGUAAAACCAACAAUGUCUACAUCCACGCCCACUACCUCAGUGCAAAAGUCGAACAAAUCCGACAGUAACACGCAAACGAACUUGUCCGUGCUCCACAGGUCAGCCACUCCUAAACAAUCUUUAACACCAGAUUCCAGCAGCAGAAUUAACUUAGCUGAAUGCUCUCCGAUCUCAUCCACAAGGCUUACUUCCGCCCCUUCGUCUCCUUCCAUGUCCCACAAACUAAAUAAAUCUGCCGCCGAUAAACUAGAAAGAUCUCAAGAUAGCCCAACGAUAAACUCAAGCCCCAAAUGUUCCACCCCAGACAACGACCUCGAAAAGCCGAACAAGGUCACUUCCAGCAGGGAGAACCUUCUCAGCGCUAAAUCAGAGUCUGACCCGCCUCCCAUGUCAGGGAUGGCCAAGCCAAGCAUGAAGGAUACUUCCAGCGCUGCACUGGACAAGCCACUGACCACUUCAAGCACUAGCUCCCCGAAGCUUGGCGUCAAGAUGUUGGGCUCGCACAUCACCAAGAACGCCAGUAAUGUCGCUGUCGUUCAGCCGCGCCCGGGGGAAAAGAUGGAGACGACUUUUGACGCCGAGGUCCGCACGGAAACAAUUCACAAGCUGAACUCCGACACUGAAAAAACUCUGUCCGCUAAAGAAACGACUUUCCUGACUCCCGAUAAGGACGAGAAGACAUUGUUUGUGGAUGAUUCCGGGGAAGCUAUGGAUAUUAAACCUAUGCCUCCCAUUAUGAGAGCUUUGCCUUAUGGAUAUUUCCGUGGAUAUACUGGAUAUGGUGGAUUUAACAACAGAAAUUUCCAUAUUCCAGGUAUCUCAGUCCCAACAACGGCGAUGUACGCCACCAGGACGGCUAGCGCCCAUGGCCUGGGGAUGCCGCGCCCCUUGGUGGAGCCAGGUCAGACCAAGUUCUACUCUGGGCAGAUUAAGAGGACGGGGUCCACCAACGGUCCAACGUCCGCCUCCAGCGAUGCUGACUACGCCUCUGAGUCGGACACCUACGACUAUGUCUCCGGCUACAUGUCGGACGGGGACAUCCUCAAGAACAACCGGAACAACGGCUGCAGCAGCGGCGACGAGUGGACCAGCGGCUAUCUGAGCGAGGGCGGCGCCUCCCUCUACGCCCGCCGGCUGCAGCAGAGGUUCCGCGAGGGCAUGCAGGCGGUCAGGGAGUGCAUGCAGAAGAGUAGCGGCAUCAUGGACGAUGACAGACUUUUCAGGCGAAGAACGGUUCGUUUUGACGACAGCAGUUCCAUUAGCAGCGGAGAGAUAAGUGACACCAUUGCUGAGAUUAGCACUGACGAGAACCUGACGGGCUCAUCCCAGGGCCACCUCUCUGACAACCCUUACAACAGCCUCAAACGGGCCCCUAAAGACAUACUCAGUGGAUUUAACAAUGGCGGCGGAGGCCCGUGUGGGCUGCCGUUCUCUCAGUCAGGACUGGUGGGCAAGAGGGUGCCCAAUUUGGGCACCAGCGCUUUCAUGGGUACAGAUUACAAUGGAGAGCCGCCUGGCCCCUGGGGUCGCGCCUACUCUUUGACUCAGCCAGGGAAGUACCUUAGCAAUGAUCCUAACAAGCUUCUGAGUAGCGACCCCAGCGACUACGGCUACGGCUAUGGCUGGCCGUCGUCCAGAAGCGAUGGCGGAUACAGCUCCCUCAGGAAGAUGUCCAGCGGCAGCAACCCGGACUACGCUUAUCACUCCGAGGGUGACUACGAGUCCCCGCACCGGCCGUACUCCCCUGGCCCGGGUGUAAAGAAAGACACUGAGACAAACACAGACCAGUCGCACCUAAUGGAGGCUAGUAUGAGGCGCCUUCAGGCGGGCCGAGGCGGCGGCAGUUCAAAUAACGUCCCUAGCAGCAAUGGUGCUGGUACCCAGUUUGGGUAUAGGCGUCCUCUCAGCAACGCCAGCAAUUCUUCUAACGGAAGCAGCAAGGGAUCAGCGACCAAGGGUCAAGGCUCAACCACUGUGGGAUGCCGCUUGGCGAAACAUGGCGUUGACACGGGGCAGCUCUCCAUGCAGGAUCUCAUGCUGCCCAGACCGGCCAGUGCCUCGGGGAAGCCCAUGAACCCCGACGUAGCCAUGAUGGAAGGGUUCAGCUCCUCCACGCUUGACCGUAAGAAGAAAAAUGGUGGUAUAUCCCCGAGCAAAUCUACCGGAUGUACUCAAACAGAUCGCGACUUUCAGUCCAAUUCCCUCGGACGUCGUCGCCUUUUUGGCAGCAAAAAUAGUUUAAGCAAAUCCCCCAACGGGGACCAGUCCAGCCCUGGUCAGCUGAUGGUGGGAGGAACAAUAAUCUCCAAUCCGCAUGCCACCUACGGGCGCGAGCUUCACACUAGCCACUAUGUGAAUUUACAGGAGCUUCACUCUCGGAUACCUGGAUCCAACUACGUUCCUCUAGAGUUCGCCUCCAGUCCCAGAAACUCAAGCCUCGGAAGCCCCUCUGUGGGCCCUGCAAGUGUUCGUAGAGCCUCUGCCUCUGCCUUGGGCUACUCAUUCUUUAGUGACAGUUCCUUUCUGUCCUCUGUGCACGGGUCCAACUUGUCCCUGGUGUCCAGCUCAUCGUCCUUGUAUUCUUCAGCUGAAGAAAAACACGCCCAUGAGGUGAGGAAAUUAAAGAGAGACCUGCUCAUUGCCCAGGAGAAGGUCCAGACACUGACCAAUCAGUUGUGCACUAAUGCCCAUGUUGUCUCCGCCUUUGAACAGUCAUUGUCCAACAUGACAGCACGCCUCCAGUCUCUGACGACCAAUGCAGAGCAUAAGGCAAACCUGCCGGAUAAUGAGCUGCAUGAGUUGAGGAUGACCAUUGAAGCUCUGAAGCGACAGAGUAAGAUGACCAUGCAGGAGCCGCUGAUGAGUCCUACCUCCUCAAGAAGACACACUUCCCCUGCAAUGAAGGACCUCCACCUGACAGCAGGUGAUGCACGCAUAGCUCGCCAGAUGUCCUCAGACAGUGUGUCCAGCAUCAACAGCCUGUCCAGUGCCUGCAGCAUGACCAGUCAGCAGUCUGCUCACACGGACAGUGAAGCAAACAAGAGAAAUGCCAAACAAGCUAAAAAGAAAGGAUGGUUGAGGAGUUCGUUCAGCAAGGCAUUUUCACGCAAGAAAGGAAAAACUGGAUCAUUAUCUGAUGUGGAGCCAGACUCUCACAGUUUGAGAUCCAACGCCUCUGCUCCCAACUCUCCUCUUAUGCAGCUGGGACAUCUUGGAGCCCCAUCCAUGAAAGGUUCUCAUUCUUCAGGAGCCCUGUGUGACAAUGAUGUGAAUGCACUCAAACAAGCUCUGAGAGAUAAAGACAUGAAGCUGACAGAUAUCAGACUUGAGGCUUUAAGCUCAGCUCACCAGCUGGAGCAACUCAGAGAAACAAUGACCAAGAUGAAGAAUGAAAUGAGUGCCUUGAAAGCUGACAAUGACCGGUUACACAAAAUGAUGUCCACAUCUCAGUCUUCCCGGACAUUGAACAUGUCCCAUGGCUCAAUGUCUCCACACCACUCUAGAACCAGUACAGAUUCACUGGACCGGUCAUUCAGCAUGACUGAUCACAGUAGUUUAGAUAUUUUAUUGGCUGAAACUGCAGCCAAUGAAAGAGAGGGAAAACGUGUCACUAUAUCAGUGGUCUUAGGUUCAAAUCCCGAUCCCACUCGGACAGGCAUAGAUAAACCAGCAGAAAUUUUGAUUGGUGCACUGUCAGUUAGUGGAAAAACCAAGUGGGACAUGCUGGACAAUGUGAUAAGAAAAAUGUUCAAGGAAUAUGUUUUACGUGUUGACCCAGUGACUAACCUAGGACUGAGCGCUGAAAGUGUCUACUCCUAUGUGGUAGGUGAGGUGACAAGAACCAAAGAUUCAGAGCUGCCUGAGUUGCUGCCCAUCGGUUACCUAGUAGGGGACACAACACAGAUAGAGAUAUGUCUUAAAGGCACAAAGCAGUCAUGUGUGGACUCUCUAGCCUUUGAAACAAUGAUUCCUAAAACCAUAAUGCAGCGCUACGUCUCUCUACUGUUGGAGCACAGAAGAAUCAUUCUGUGUGGACCAAGUGGAACAGGAAAGACAUAUCUGGCCCAGAAACUGGCUGAGCAUGUUGUACUUAGAUCUGGUCGAGACUUGACAGCAGGCUCUGUGGCUACAUUUAAUGUUGACCACAAAUCAGCUAAAGAAUUGAGACAGUACCUGGCCAACAUUGCUGACCAGUGUGAGAACACCAAUGUGAAUGCACUGCCCUCGGCUAUAAUACUAGACAAUCUUCAUCACGUCACAUCCCUUGCUGAUGUGUUCAAUGGUUUCCUUAGUGUGAAGUAUCAGAAAUGUCCUUACAUUAUUGGCACCAUGAGUCAGUCUUCUUGCUCAACAACUAACUUGCAACUUCAUCACAACUUCAGGUUUGUCUUGUGUGCCAACCACAUGGAGGUCAAAGGUUUCCUUGGCAGAUUCCUGCGUCGUAAGCUGGUAGAGGCUGAGAUCAGGACAGGUGUCAGAAACAAUGACCUCAACAGGGUAAUGGAUUGGAUCCCUAAAGUAUGGGCACAUCUUAACAAAGCUCUUGAGUCUCACAGCUCAGCAGAUGUUACUAUAGGUCCAAGAUUGUUUAUGUCAUGCCCUAUGGAUAUUGGAGGUUCUCAAGUUUGGUUUACAGACCUCUGGAACUACACAUUAGUGGAAACAGUUAGAGAGGGACUACAGGUAUAUGGAUGUCGAAGUGCUUGGGAGGACCCCACUGAUUGGGUAUUGGAAACAUACCCAUGGCCCAACAGGGGGUCAGGAAACAGCCUAAUGCACAUCCGGGCAGAUGACUUAGGAUAUGAACAGCAGACUCCUCUAUCUCCAACUUUGACAGGAAAAUUGAAAUCUCCUUUGAGUGAUGGCAAAGAUGGAGACCCAUUGGUAAAUAUGUUAAUGAGGCUACAGGAGGCAGCUGGGACAUAUAAUGCCAACAAUAGCAGCAGCCUCAACCCUCACAGUAAUAAUGACAGUGACAGUGCUGACAGCCACAACAGCAUGCAGGACUUUUCCUCUAGCUCAGGUGUUGAAUCAAGGCUUUGAACAUGUCCGCAUCAUCACUUCACCACUGGCAUGGGCUUUCACUGAAGAGGACAGAUCAGAAAAAAAGAAGCUAUUAAUUUGUUGUUUUUUUUGUUACUAGCGAGUAGCCUAUCACUGCAUUCAAUUCAUUCAAUCUGUUUACUUUUGACAAAAUGUGUAUGUAAUCACAAGAUAAGUAAAUAGUAAGUGUAAUCUCUUGUCUAAGUUUUUUUUAAACAAUCAUCUUGUGGGUUUCAAAAUACAUUAUUAGAUGGAAGCUUCAAAAUGGGAAUAAACUCUAAGUACUACUGAGGCUUAGGCUUCUAAAAUAGUUGACAGAACUUCACUGGAUUAUUCAGUUGUUGGAAUAUUUUAAAAAAGGACUACACUUGGUUAUAGACUACUACAUAUUUUAAAGUUUGGAAUUUACAGUGUAGUUUUAGUGUAGUAUCUAUUUUAAGUUGAAGAUUUUUUUCUUAUAAAUUAAUAUACUUUUAGUGUUACAUGUAAUUGGAAUUGCAAUUUCAAUCAGUCUUUUUUUUUAGUUGAAACUAUGAGUAUUUUUAUAAAUAUUCUGUGAAUUUAUUUAUUAACUAUUUGAUCACUCAAUUACUUUAUUUUAAAUCAGAAACUAAAUUAGACAAAUAGUAGUUACAUUUUUUAAAGCAUCUUAAUUUUUUAUCCUAUACAAUCUGAUAAAAAAAGAAUGUUUUUUUUUUUAAAUCCAGAACUUUCAUUUAUUAUGAAUUUAUUUUUUAUUACUAAAAAUUUUUAAUUAAACUCCAACUUUUUUAUUUAGUUGUAGUCAUCACUGUAACCAUAUGUAAUUUAAAGUUGUUAUUUUAACACAACGGGACUAAUUUGUUUUAAAAAUAAAAGAAUAAAUGAAAUAGAGGCGUAUAGGUUUUGUCUCCACCAGGCCAUGGGUUUAGGACUAUCAACACCAUAGUCCUGCAUAAUAUCCUUGUUUGUCACUUUUCUGUGAGAGGUCUGACCAUGGAUGUAAUAUUCUUCAUAUCUGAAUGUGAAGUUUAGAAAAAAAAGAAAGCUGUCACCAGUUAUUAUAAUUAGUUAUGUAUCAGCAUAAAAUAAGAACAAAAAAAAACCAGUUGCCUCUUUGCAUUAGAAGUUUUCAUCCUCAGUAAAAAUGAUGUGAGGCAUAUUUUGUAGAAAGACUUCACAAGGUAGUUAAGACAAACUCUAUUAACCCUCUUAAAGGGUUACACUUCUUAACAGCUUAUUCUGAAAGUACCAUUUUUUCUGGCAGCGUUAGUUUUAGCAAAUAAUAUUAAGCCUUGUUGAGUUGAGAAUUAAAUAAUAUUGUAUUUUUUACAAAUAGAGAUAAUAGACAAUGCAAGACACUUUUUUCAAUCUAGUGAAAAACUUUUUUUUUCAAGACUUACAAAUUACAUAUUGUUGUACUGUAUGUACAUAGAUCUAUAUAUAAAACAUUAUGGGAUCUAUCUAUGUUGUGUUUCUCAUCUUGUGAUGUGCCAAAGUUGACAAUAUUCUCAAUAUAUUUAUAUCUGUUGUGUCUUGGAUUAAAUAUAAUGAUACUAAUUACAAUCAUUUUGAUAGUAAAAAAAAAUGUAAAAUGAAACACAAAUGUUAUUUGUUCUGUUUGGAAAUUGAUUAAUCUUUUUGUUUUAAAUUGUUCCAUAAAGUAAAUUCUACUUUUAAAACAUUGUUAAACAAGUUCUUUGCCCUCCCCUUUUCACGCCGUAUUUUCUAAAGCUUUGUUUAAACAGAAAUUAACUCUUAAUAAAUAUUUCAAUUUAAAUUGUAUUAAUGUUUGUGUGUUUUUUUUCUAUUUCAUUUGAUUACAUGAACUAUUUAAGCCAUAUCUGUGGUUGGUUCCUAGACCUAAGGUCAAAGUGCAAUCUCAUUUAUUUUUGUUUGUAUUAUAAGAGUUUUUUUAUUAUUUAUUAAUGUACCAAUUUUUUUUAAUUUCUUGUGUUUUCAAAUAAUGUGUUCAAAUAAGAAGGAACAAGUUGAUGUCUUGUAUAAUAGCUUGAAGGCUUCCAUACAUUCUUGGAAUGCAUUUGAUUAAAUAUAGAAUACUUUUUUAAUAAGUAACAUUCAUAAGGUUAUGUAUUCACUUGAUAAUAAUUAUCUCUGUGCUAUAUCAUUUUAACUUGUAAGUCAUCAGCAGUUAUUCAUAUUUUAUUAUCUCCAUUUCUGACAUAACUUUCAACAACAAUAACCUUCGUGUGCAGGGAAGGGAUAGAGAGACAUUUAUCAGUUCAUUCUUAAGCGUGUGGCUCCUAAAAUAUAUAACAUAUGUAUUGCUCAUGAAUCAGGUCAAAAAAGGGCUGAAAAAAAAAUGGAAAUGUAAAAUAUUCAACAAUAUGUCAUAAAUGACAUAAGAAACAACAUACAUAUUCAUAUUGCUUUACUCAUUUCAUUAUUGCCAUUGUAAGCAAUAACAAAAUUGAAUUUAUAUGCCUUUAAAAACAUUCAUUUGUUCUUUUGUUUCUUAAGCAAAAUCUACAUAAUAAAUUGCAAUAUUCUUAUAUAAUAGAACAUUUAUUUGAUUUUAUAAAUUCUAUUCAUUUUUUAUUAAAGGAGAUAACUAUAAAUAUCAUUUCUUAAUAUAAAUUUCAAUAUUAAAUUGUACAAAACUAAAACUGUUUAUAUUUUCUUUAACUGCAUUUUGUUAUGUUGUCAAAUUAUUUGUGUGUCCACUUGUGUUAUAUGUUGUUAUUGCUGUAAAUAAUUUUAACUGCCUUCAGCCUUAAGUUGUAUUUUUUUGUGCAUUUUUUAUUUCAUUUUUUUUUUAUUCUGUGUGAAUUGUGUGUGUUUGCAUUGGUAUGAUUUCUGACUUUUUAAAUUUGCCUUUUUUUCACAAAACUAUUAUUUUAUCCAGACUUUGAAUGCAAACUAUCAUAAAAUAAUACUCACAAUUAGUUCAAUCUAUUUUGCUAUAACAAUGAGCAUUCAUAUCAUCAUUUAAUAUCUCAUCCUUAAUAUGGUAGUUUUCUUAUCAUUUAUAUAUAUUUACAAAUAAAUAGCCACAUUAUGAUAAUUUUCAUCCCAUUAAAAACCAUAUUUUGUUAUAAUUAACAUAAUAUACAAUAUUCUAUGAUCAUGAAUGUAGUUGACUGUUCUAGAUAAUCUUAUAGGCUAGUUAUGAACAUUGGUGAUAUUAGGCAUUCGAAUGUAGUCCCUAUGUAGCCCCGUGGUGUAGAUUACUCUGUGCAGCUAAUAAAUCUCAUUGGUUUAAGUGAUCACUUCAUGUUGACCCACUGGUGGCAUUGAAAUAAAUUUUGAACUGCUGAAACUGUCUCUAGUUAGUUGUGAACAGACUUGUACCAAGCAUUUCACAUGCACAUAUUUUUAGUUCUAUCAUCAAUGCUGCAGAGCUGUGUGGAUAGUCUGCAGCUGACAUUCAUGUCUAUAUCAGAGUUUCAUACAAUAAGAUUUCUUCCAACUUCUGUGUCAUUCAAAUCUAUUUUACAUCUACUAACAAUAUUAGUUUUACUUUUUUUUUUAGUAAGAGUGAAAAUAGGUAUGCAUAUUUUAACAUAAUUUUAUUCAUUCAUCCAUUUUUAUUUUUGGAUUGAAAGAGAAAGGUUAUAAGAGCUUUUUCUAGCAUACUGUUAUAUUAGUUAGCCAGCUUUGGCUGCCUGGUUAUGCAGUAAGCACUCAGGACUGUUGUCUCAGUGGUCCUGGGUUUAAACCAUGCCCAUCACUAUCCCCUUUCAUCCAUUGAAAAGAUUGGGCUAGGAUGUAAUAAUCUUUAACUCUUAAGGAACAUCAGAAACACGAAGAACAAAAAGUAUGUUAGAAAUUUGACUAGGCGAUAAAUUAGCAUUACCUUCAUUUAUAUGAUUAGGACAUCAGUAAAAAAAAAAAAAAAAAGACCAUUUAUACAUAAUUUUUAAAAACAAAAAAAAAUAGUCAUAAUUCUUUGAUAUAAAAUCAUUUACAACUUAACUUAACAACUUUAUUAGAAAUUAUGAUUUCCUAAAAGAAAUUACUAAACUAUCCAAACAUGCAAUUUUUUUUGUUUAAUUUCAUUCAUCCUUAAAUCACUCAGACAACAUUGUCCAUUAAGUAUUGAAUUCAUACUGUAUUGAGAUGUCUCUAUACCCUUAGCUUUUAUAUACAUGUAUCCCUUAGCUCCCCAGGUUAAGGGAUACUUCUUUAUUACAACUUUUGCUUUCGAUGUGAGCCUUCUUGGUUGAGGGAAAAGCUUUGGUGUUUUGACCUUUUCAUUUUAAAGUAUGUAGUCCACAGGCUAUGUCUGUGGUGUAGGCCUAUGCCAAUAGUUAAUGUUCCAAAUAUAUUACUUAAAAUGAUUGCAUAGAAGAUGACUUAUGCUUUUCUGGCUGAAUUAUAAUGCUGAUUUGGUAUGUUCUUGUAAUGUACCAGUACUCUUUAGCUGGUAGUAAAGAUAGAACAUGUAAUUAGUCAUUUGUGGAAAAACAGUUGUUAAGUUCGUUAAUCUAAUUGUAGUUGAUUCAAUAUUUUUUCAUUAUGUUUAUUUAUCAUACCUAAUAAAGUUGAGAAUUAUUUCUAAUUGACAUGCGUAUGGUAUAAAGGUCAUUUGUUUCUUUGACUGAUGGUUAACAAGCAGGUUGUCAUGUGGCCAGCACAAUGACUACGCACCUAUACUUUCCUCAACUGAAGUCAGGUACCCAUUAGAGUUUGGUGGAUUAAGGGUGGCCUUAUAAUCCUUAAAUUAAAAAUCCAGUUUUCCCCAAGAUUUGAACCUGGGACCUCUCAGCCACCAUGCACCCCAAUUGACCUAAGGCAAAGUGUUUGUCAUUUGUCAACUGUGCUUUAAGAAAAAGGUCAUGCAAUGCUAAGUUAAAGCUGCAAUCAAUGAAGAGCUCAUACUGUAAAAGCUAAAUGGGAUAGAGCUCUAGCUCACAUACAUAGAUCUAGAGGUUUAUUAGAAUCACAAGCAACAAAAUAAUUGUGUAACUUGCUAGUUUGUUAACUCUAGAAGAGAAGCGAAAUGUUGAUUUGUUACUGUCUAUAGUUUAAAUAGUUAGGCCUAAAUGUAGAGGCAUGUUUUUAAGAAAAAAAAAUGUUCUAGUUCUAGAUGUCAUGUAUAAUAGUCUGUACUACACACCCACACCCCAAACAAUAUUCCAGAGUAAUAUUUACACCAAGUUACAAGAAAGUAACUAGGGGGAAUAUUUAUAAGGGGAUCUAUAUGCAUCUCAAAUAUUUAGUCCUUAUCAAUUCUAAAUCUGGACCUAUCUUGUAACCAUUAUGCAUACUUUACAUUAAUGAAUUUGUCUUAAGGCUAAGUUAAGGACAUACAAAUCAUAACUAACUUUUAAAAACAGCUUUUUUGUUUUAAAAGUUUAUUAAAAACAGCUUUUUGUUUUGAAAAGUACCUAAUUUUUUAAAAAUACAUUUUGUAGUUACAUUAAACAGCUAUAUUAAUUAUAUUAAAAUAAUAUAUUUAUUCAUUUGUAUGAAAGUUAGCAAGAUUCUUAGUUUCAACAAACAGGCUUUCAUAAUAUAGAUCUAGAUUUAUUACUUUUGAUUUUGCAUGAAAACGAUUUAAAAAAAAAAAUAGAAAGUUCACUUUUUUAGCACUGACCUAUCAAACAGCUGAACUUUUAGUUCUUUUCAAACAUUGGCUAGCUGUGUGGUGGUAUGUAAUAAUGGCCAGUUAUAUAUUAUAAUCCUGUUAUAAGAAACUGUAAUUUUUAUGGACUUUGCUUUGUUUGCAGCUAUUUUUUUUUAAUAAUAAAAUGAUUAUUAACUUUUUGAAAAGUAUUAUAAUGAAGUUUAUUUUUUUUUUAUUUCCACUGCAUUAUGUUUUGUAGUGAUGUUGUUGAGUGUAGUUGUCGAUGGUUUGAUUACACCAGUUUGUACAUAGUAUUAUUCAAGUCAAUUCAUCAAUAAACAUGAAUGGAACUACU